GAACGCGCCCAUUUUCAAGUCUGCGCAGUCGCAAUGACGAAGGCAUCGGAGAAACAGCGCCAUUUUUGCUUAGCUAGCGCCUCUGUCGGUGUCUGGCAUUGUGUUAGAAAUCUGAGUAAAAAUUACUUGCAAUAAUGAGGGUAAUUGUGAAAUUUUGGGGGGAAUAAGCCCAUAUAGUGCGCCGUUUGCACAAGGUGCAUUUGACCAGCUCAAGAUGUCCUCAGAGAUGCUCAGCGUUCCUCCUGGCACGAGCAAGCUCGAUGUGUUGGUGACCAAACUGCAUGAAUUCUUGGCUCAUGCUCCAGAGGAUGAUGAGGACAGACUGGUGACAGAAAGUCCUGAUGGUAUGACAAACAAGGACUGUGUGGAGCCACACUCAACAGACCGAACCCCUCUUGAGACCUCAACAGACACCUUGAAGCAGUCUGGAUGUGGUUCCAGGAGAAAACCUUCAGUUGUGAUUAAACACAGUGGACUGGAUGAAUCUGGUGCUUCAAAUGAAAGUGAUGAUGAUGAUGAUGACGGCUUGAUCAUCAAUUCAAACGGUUAUCCUGAUGUAACAAGAUUACCUAAAGGCACUGUGCUGGUGAGGCCUGAGCCAGUGGAAAAUGUCAGAGAUGACUUCAGAGGUCCCGAAUUCCGUUGUGGAAAAUCUGGCAAUCUGAAGAGAGCUUUUUCUAGGAGACGUGGAGGUGGUGAACACUUGGAGAUUGUUAGCUGUACAGCCUGUGGCCAGCAAGUUAACCACUUCCAGAGGGACUCCUUCUAUCAGCAUCCAGUACUCAAAGUACUUAUUUGCAAGUCUUGUUUCAAGUAUUACUCAAGUGAUGACAUCAGCAAGGAUUGUGAUGGCAUGGAUGAACAGUGCAGAUGGUGUGCAGAGGGGGGAAACCUGAUAUGCUGCGACUUUUGCCCCAAUGCCUUCUGUAAGAAAUGCAUUUUGCGGAACCUGGGGCGAAAAGAGUUGUCUGGCAUCCUGGAUGAGGAGAGUAAGUGGUACUGCUACGUAUGUAGCCCAGAGCCUCUUCUGGACCUGGUUGUCGCUUGUGACAACGUCCUUGACAACUUGGGGCAUUUGUGGCCAGACCACCGCAAGAGGGGCAGGGGCGAGGGAAAAUCUGGACAUUAUGACUCCCAUCCAAGGCAUUCUCAAAACAUUCCCGUGGGUCAUUGGAACCAUAGUGGCAUGGAUGGUCACGUUGUGUUCAACUACAACACCCUUCAAAUUCCAGAGGAGAUGGCCAAAAAGGCUAAAAACCUGGUGGACUCUACAAACACUGUAAACACAACUUUUGUGAAGUUCAUUCAAGGUGGCAUGCAGCAGAAACAGACAACCGAGUUAAAGCUACAAUACCUGAAGACUUUCCAGUCAGUACUGAAGGGUCUGAAGAAGUCUCAGACGGCUCUGGAGGAAGCCCUUUUGGAGGAGUUCAGAGAGAUGGGUUUGCCAAAUGGUGGCGAAAACCCCACGUUUGAUGAUACUGAUGUACCUCAACAAGAACAAGAGGGUUGUGUGGAAAUUGACAUUUCUGAUAAGAAUGGCCUUCAUUACUUAAAGAAAAUUGCAGCUGAACAUUUGGAAGAGAAUGAUUCAGACUCAAAUGGCUUUAUGGAUGAUGGAAGGCCUUCGUCCUCAAUUGAAAUGAAAGGUGUCCUUGGCACAGAGAUAAUUCCCAGACGAGGUAGAGGCAGGCCGCGGAAAAACUCAAAGCCUGGAGAAGAUGCUUGCAACGUGACAAAACAACUGGUGGUGCAAAUUUCACCUGCCCCUGUUGAACAAGAGCCACUCUCUGGCCCCCCAGAGUUGGAGGUGGAAGUGGAGUUGGAGGCAGAGGAGGAAGAGGAAGAGAGAAAAGAAAAAGUGGAGGAACGGGAGGGAGACUGUGAAUCUAUUGAACUUGUAACAGAGGGGGAGUAUGAAUCUGCUGAGGGAAGCGAAUCUCUGGAACUGGAAGAGGAACCAGAUAACAGACGCUCACCUCGGGUAAAGACCACACCCUUGCGCAGGCCAGGUGAGGGCAAGACCCAGCCGACCCCCUCGGGUGCAGACAGUGAGAGUGACUCGGACCCAGACACCAGCCCCAAUGCUGAAGUGCCUCAAGGAGCUGAUGAGGAAGGGCUUGGGAGAGGAACUGAUGACUCUGACUCCGAUGAGGUCCCAGCUGUCCUCCAGCGGGCUGCCAUGACGCGUAGUUCAGACGAAGCCGAGAGUGACGAUGGAGACCAUCUGAGUGUGACCAAGAAAUGCCUCUUCGGCCUGAAGAAGAACACGCCCCUCUCUCCAGAAAGAGUUGUCCGCAAACGCAAGGUGCCAGACCGCUCCUCUGACUCUGAUUCCUCCAGUGACGAUCCGGACCUGCAGAAGGAGAUCAAGACUAUGACCAGGCCCAGGGGGAGGCCUCGGAAGGUUAAGAGAGAGGAUGAACCUACCCCCAGCAAGGAUAGUCCUCAACAUAGGCCCAGGGGCAGACCUCGGAAGGUCAAGAAAGAGGAUGAAUCUACAUCCAGCAAGGAGGGUAAUACCCAGGCAGCCAAGCCUCAAAGCACACCUCAAUCCGAGCAUAGAAUGAAGCAGACGCCAUCCUCUUCCAGUCAAGAAGAGGGGGACCUGGACUCUGAGUCUAGCGAUGUCAGUGGUGACCAGAAGAUCAAGCCUAUCACUGAGGAGGUGGCCUUACUGGGGGUAGCAGCUUUCCACCAGUCGUCCGGCGAUGAAGAGCAGCCCCAGUCUGGGCCUUCUUGGGCAGCAGAAGAUGAUGACGAUCCAGAAAAUAGAAUCGCUAAGAAAAUGCUCUUGGCCCAAAUCAAAGCCAACUACUCAUCGGGGGAGGAUUUCUCUUCAAACGUGGAGUCAUCACAUGAUGAUGAGUCUGACAGGGAAGAGAAGGAGCAAGAAGAUGGGAAAGAUGAAAGCUCCGAUGAGAAUGCCAAUCGGAGAACGAGGGCAAUGAACAGAUGCUCAAAAGCUCUACAUCAUCUACCUCUAGAGUCGAGAGGGAAUCAGUCCGUAGUUAUCUACAGAAGAAGCAGCAACCCUCAUAUAAUUGUGCUGUCUGACUCCAGUGUCGAUAAGAGUGACGAUGAAGAGAAGGACGGUGAGGAAGGGAACAACAAAGGUACACCUAAGGGCCGCAAGAAGAUCCGCAGGAUCAUCGUAGACGAGCACCUCCGAUCGGAGACCCAGAGAGCCCUGAAAGAGGAGGAGGAGAGACGCAGACGCCUGGCAGAAAGAGAGCAGAGGGAGGACUUCAGAGAGGUGAUUGCUUUUGAGGAUGAGGCUUCUCAUGUGGCCUGUCCCAUCACCACUAAGCUGGUCCUGGAUCAGGAUGAGGGGACAAAGGAGCCACUCAUCCAGGUGCACAGGAACCUGGUGACCAGGCUCAAGCCUCACCAGGUGGAUGGUUUGCAGUUUAUCUGGGACUGUUGUUGUGAGUCUGUGAAGAAGGCCAAUUCAACUGGAUCAGGCUGCUUACUGGCCCACUGCAUGGGCCUAGGAAAGACACUGCAGAUAAAAGGAAGCGAACAUGCUGCAGUCAAAGUCAUGAACUUCAGGACUGCCCUGGUGGUGUGUCCACUCAACAUCAUCCUCAACUUGGUCAACGAGUUUGAGAAGUGGCAAGUUGACAUGGGAGCUGACAAAGUCAAGGUGACAGAAUUGGCCACACUGAAGCGAGCACAGGAGUGUUAUAUUGCCCUGCAGAGAUGGCAGAUGGAUGGUGGUGUUAUGAUCAUGGGCUAUGAGAUGUACCGUAACCUCACACUAGGCCUCAAAGUCAUCCACGGAAAGUUCAAAAAGACCUUUGACAGUACUCUGGUCGAUCCAGGUCCAGACUUUGUGAUCUGGGACGAGGGUCACAUCCUGAAGAACGAGGCAUCCAACAUCUCUAAAGCUAUGAGUGCCAUUAAGACCAAAAGGAGGGUGGUGCUGACAGGCACACCACUGCAGAACAACCUCAAUGAGUACCACUGCAUGGUCAACUUCAUCAAGGAAAACCUUCUGGGCUCAAUCAAGGAGUUCCGGAACCGCUUUAUCAACCCCAUUGAAAACGGCCAGUGUGCAGACUCCACCCCCAGAGACGUCCGCUUCAUGAAGAAUCGCGCCCAUGUCCUUCAUGCAAUGUUGACAGGAUGUGUACAGAGAAGAGACUACUCAGCCUUGACCAAGUUCCUGCCCCCUAAACAUGAAUAUGUUAUAGCGGUGAGGGUGACCCCUCUCCAGUACAGACUGUAUUGCUACUACCUGGACAACUUCACUGGAGCUAGGUCUGUGGUUGAGGGAGCCAGGGGCAAAGCCGGAACUAGCCUUUUCAAGGACUUCCAGAUACUCAGCCGAAUCUGGAACCAUCCUUGGUGUCUGCAGCUCAACUAUAUCAGCAAAGAAAAUAAGGCCAUUUUGAUGGGAAGCACCAGGGGAAAACUGACAGAGAAGGAGAAUAAGGGGAAAGUGGUGAAUGCUGAUGAAGACAGCAAGGAUGUGGAGGUGAUCCUGGUGUGGAACAGCACAUCAAAGGGCGUCAAUGUGGAAGGAGACCAGCGAGCAGGUCCACUGGUUUCAGUUGUAAAAGCGUUGAGAUCGUCCACCAGUUUCAGGCCUGACAGUCCGGCUGCAGACUGGUACAAGUCAAUGCUGAGUGACUCUGACGCCACCAUCCUGGGACACUCAGGGAAGAUGGUGCUGCUGUUUGAAAUUCUCCAAAUGGCAGAGGAACUGGAAGACAAAAUGUUGGUGUUCAGUCAAUGCUUGAUCACAUUAGACAUGUUUGAAGAUUUCUUGGACCUCACCAAAAACAAAGCCAAAAACAACAGGCAAUCAUCCCUCUACAAAGGUAAUGGCAGCUGGAUCAGAAACACUGACUAUUACCGUAUUGACGGGUCCACCAGUGCCACAUCCAGGAUGAAAUGGGUGCAAGAUUUCAAUGAUGCCACCAACGAGCGGGGUCGUCUGUUUCUCAUCUCGACAAGAGCUGGGUCCCUUGGGAUCAACCUGGUAGCAGCUAACAGGGUCGUAGUUUUUGAUGCUUCGUGGAAUCCCUCCUAUGACAUCCAGAGCAUCUUCAGGGUGUACCGUUUUGGCCAGCUGAAGGCUGUGUUUGUCUACCGCUUCUUGGCUCAGGGCACUAUGGAGGAGAAGAUCUACGACCGGCAGGUGCCAAUCACAAUCACUGGCCAAUCACUGUCGUUCCGGGUGGUGGACCAGCAGCAGAUACAGAGACACUUCACACUGUUUGAACUGACGGAGCUCUACAUGUUUGAGCCAGACCUGCUGGAUGACCCCAACUCUGAGAAGAAGAGCAAGAGGACCACACCCCUGGUGCCCAAGGACAUGGUGCUGGCAGAGCUGCUGCAGAGCUGUAAAGGGCAGAUUGUGCUACACGAGUCCCUGCUGGACCACAAAGAGGAGGAGGAGCUCAGUGAGGCUGACCGCAAAACUGCCUGGGCUGAGUACGAGGCAGAGUGGCAAGAUAACCCAAGUCUAGAUGAGAAGCAGGUGAGAGCCCUGGCCCAGACCUGGAAAACCAGCAAUGACAAGGAGCGGGAGCGACGACAGGCCUUACAUCACAACCUCCUCACAAAACAACAAUCACUUACAAUGUGCAUCCAGACCAUUUUGGCCAGUAGAAAAAACGAAAUUACCCAUACUGCCACGGUCACCAAUCACACACCAGCUCUAACAGAUUCCGCCAAUAAACCUACACAGUGAGGCAGGAGGGAUGUCUCCAGUCUCAGUCCCCUGUUCCACUAGAGGACGCUCUAGUCUAACCACAGUAACUACAGAGGGUUCUUAGUGCUUAUUCCCCCCAAAGGGGUGACAGAUGGGUGACAAACAACAUUUCCGUUAAGGAUUUACUUUAUUUUACAUUGAAAAUGAAUGCAUGUUCUAUAGCAAAGAUAUAGUUCAGACACUACCACAGCCAUCAGAAGACUGAUUAAACAGGGUUCACUGGACUGAUGACAAGUAUGCAACAGAAUUGGACCACAGAAAGAGGUCUCACUGGAGGCACAGGUAAUAUGAGUUUGGAAUCAGAGGUGAGGAAUCUGACGUGCGAUUGUCCCAUUGACAGCUUCAAGCGCACCGUGUUUCCUGCUGCAUACCUGCUCUUCUUCUUCUUGGGCCUGAUAGCCAACAGUGCCUCCCUCUGGGUCUUUCUGAGCAUGUACAGGAGGAAGAGGAGUAUCACCACAGUCAACCUGUACAUGUUGAACCUGCUGUUGUCAGACCUCAUGCUGGUGUGCUCACUGCCACUCAGGGCAGCAUACUACCUGCUGGACUCCCAUUGGCCGUUUGGGGACAUCACCUGCCGCCUGGUCUCCUACGUAUUCUAUAUCAACAUGUAUGGCUCUGUCUACUUCCUGCUGGCCCUGAGUGUCCUCCGUUACCUGGCCGUAUCGCGCCCCUAUACGUUCAUGAAUCUGGAGGGGGGAUCCUGUGGUUGGGGAGGGUGUCUACUCAUCUGGAUCUUUGUGUCCCUGGCCUCCGCACCCCUACUGAGUUCUGGGACUGUCCAGGAGGGGGAAGAGCGGACCCGCUGUCUGGAAUUGGGCAGCAGCCUUGGCACCAUCAUCGUCCUGAACCGUGCUGCCCUGGUGGUUGGCUUCACCCUGCCCUUCACUGUCAUCUCUGUCUGCUACGCGUGUGUUCUGCUCAGCUUGAGGCAGUGUAGGGCUGGGGUGGAGGGGAUGAAGAGGCCCUCCAGGAGGAAGUCUUGUGCCCUCGUUAUCCUCGGUCUCGGCAUCUUCAUGAUCUGCUUCUUGCCCUAUCAUGUAGUACGAACCUUCUUCCUGGCAGCAGAGCGGAAUGCUCAGCUAAAUGGUUGUGUGGAUUCUUGCAGCUAUCUCCAAGGGAUUCGGAAGGCCGCCGUGGUAACGCUCUGUCUUGCAGCAGGGAACAGCUGCCUGGACCCCUUCCUUUUCUUCUUUGUGGGAGAAAACUUCAGAGAUUUCUGUAUGAAAAAUGGUAGGAGACAGAGGAGAGUUGUUAACAACACAGAGAGGCAGAGGCUUCAAGUGCUGCAGCCCAUUGAAUUAACAGUAAAUUGAUCAACUUUACACCUUUUUGGAAACAUACCAACAAUUUUGCAUUCAAUGUUUUUUUUUUACAUUUGCUUAUCUGGUAUUACAUUAUGAACUUUUGUUAUGGGUUGUGUCAGUCAUUUAUCUAUCUGCUUUAAAAUAAAUACAUUUCGAUAUGUAAAGAGUGAUCUCAA
Molecule: messenger RNA, 7205 nt
Organism: Oncorhynchus tshawytscha (Chinook salmon)
Lineage: Eukaryota; Metazoa; Chordata; Actinopteri; Salmoniformes; Salmonidae
Product: transcriptional regulator ATRX-like
Cellular component (GO): nucleus
Molecular function (GO): ATP binding; DNA binding; ATP-dependent chromatin remodeler activity
Source: RefSeq, a predicted model, not a curated record